GACAAACGUUUUCUGAAGAGCGAAGCAGUUUCUUAGAGUUGCAGGAAUUUUCUGAGACUAAAAUGGCUGGAAUCGUCGUUGUUUUUGACUUCGAUAAGACGAUCAUCGACUUGGAUAGCGAUAAUUGGGUGGUGGAUGAACUCGGUGCCACCGAUUUGUUCAACGAACUCCUCCCUACGAUGCCAUGGAACUCUCUCAUGGAUCGGAUGAUGAUGGAGCUCCAUGCACAAGGAAGAACCAUUGACGAAAUUGCUGAGGUCCUCAAACGCGCUCCGAUUCAUCCUGAUGUUGUUCCUGCCAUUAGAGCCGCUCACGCCAUAGGAUGUGAUUUGAGGAUUGUGAGUGAUGCGAAUAUGUUUUUCAUCGAGACGAUUUUGAAUCAUCUCGGAAUAAGAGAAUGCUUCUCCGAAAUCAAUACGAAUCCAGGUUUCGUCGAUGAAGAAGGAAGGCUGAGGAUUUUUCCUAUCCACGAUUUCCACAAAUCCUCUCACGGAUGCAAUCUCUGCCCUCCUAACAUGUGCAAGGGCAUAGUUAUGGAGAGGAUUCAAUCGUCGUUAAUGUCAGAAGGGAAGAAGAAGAAGAAAUUCAUCUAUUUAGGCGAUGGAAGUGGCGACUACUGCCCUAGUUUGAAGCUUGGAGAAGGGGAUUUUCUGAUGCCGAGGAAGAAUUUUCCACUGUGGGACUUAAUUAGCCAAAAUCCACUUCUGAUUAAAGCAGAAAUCCACGAAUGGAGCGAUGGAGAAGAGUUUGCGAAUAUCUUGUUGAGCUUAAUCAACACCAUUUCCAUGGCGGAAAAUGCUCAGUUCUUGUCGUCUCAAAAUAUGGCCGUUCCUGCAUACGAGGCACUGCCUUCGCCCACACACAAACCAGCAAUGGUGGCCAAUUGAAUUCUAUAGCAAAACGCAAUUUCUUUAACCGAUCACACUAUCUGCUGAACUACUUUUUUUUUUUUCUUUCUUUCUUUCUUUCUUUGAUACCAUCUAGUGAAAAUUAUGUAUUGAGGGCUCAAUUUUGGCAAACGCCAAUUCAGUCUUUGCGAUAUCUAUUUUGUUUAAUUCUAAAAUUGAUCAGUAAUUUACAAAAA
Messenger RNA from Cucurbita pepo subsp. pepo (vegetable marrow), 1084 nucleotides. RefSeq names its product Pyridoxal phosphate phosphatase-related protein (gene PEPC1). The record is from RefSeq and is a predicted model, not a curated record. Gene Ontology annotation, molecular function: phosphatase activity. Lineage: Eukaryota; Viridiplantae; Streptophyta; Magnoliopsida; Cucurbitales; Cucurbitaceae.